ACAGACAGACAGAUAGGCUAAGAGAAAGACAUAAUGGACCUUGGUAUGCUGCUCCUGCUGGUACUCAGCAGUGCCGUCUGCCACAGCGCGGAUUCAACGUAUUAUGGUGGGACUGUGCGCUGUACAGUACCGGGAUACAUGCCCCCAGACUCGAAAUGGACAGGGGAGGUACAAUUCCACUACCGUGAGAAUGGCCGGGACAGGUGUGAACAGCAGUUCUCCUGGGAGUGCACCAGCGGCUACUGUAAUGGCAGUGCCAACCGACAAGGACCUGUCGUGCAGACCACCGACAAGGACCAGUCCGGCCAAAACCUCUGGUGCCAGUCGGAGGGACACUUCACUAGAAACUUCACUAGGGACCAGAAAACCCAAUCCUACACCCUGAGUGACUCAGGUUGCUGUUGGGGCUCCAAUGUCAAUGGAAAGACCAACUGGACAAUACACACCGAGGUGGAUUUGGGGUUACGGGUCAGCCCGGGGCCUCCAACCCAAAACACACCUCCUGUCACGGCAACUGUCCCAACCCUGCGAGUUCCUCAGAACUGCUUUUCCACUCUUCCUCUCUUGGCCUAUGACCCGGAUGGAGAUGACGUGAGGUGCCACUUCCCUGUGAACGUCGCACACCCCAACAUUACACUUGACAGGGUCCAGUGCACUCUGCAUGCCACGGGCCGGUUGGCUGUAGGGUUGCAUGUAUUUGAGGUGCUGCUGCAGGACCACCCCACUGUAGACGUCAACAUGACAGGAUAUAAAUCUAAUUAUACCAGAAAGGCCCUGAACGAGUCCUAUGCCAGUAACCCGACUCCGACCCCGUUCAGCCGCGUGCCCUUGCAGUUUGCCGUGGAGAUCCAGCCAGCUCUAUCCAACUGUCUCCCUGGCUACAUACGACCACAGUUCUUGACUCCAACACCUUCACAUGGGGAUGUCCAUCAUGCCGCUGUGGGUCACCUGUACCAACUCGAAGCCCGAGUAAAAACCGCCCAUGCCAAGACAUUUGACUUCCAGGUCAGCGGCCCUUCCAACAUGACCAAGAAGAUCAGGGAUGAGGGCUUUGGUGUCACGAGGCUCUUCCUGGGCUGGAUCCCGCAGGAAAGACACCUGAGACAAAACAUUCCCAUCUGUUUCACUGCCGAGACAAACGAGAGCCAGUCAGAGAUGAGAUGUGUGGUUGUGGUGGUGGCCAAAGCCCUCGCACUUACAGGUGAGGCGAAUGUUUCGUGCACAGAGAAUAGGAUCAGCAUCGCCGUGAGCAAGGCCUAUCUGCCUGGGGUGGACAUGAAGUGGCUGCGGCUAGCCGACUCAUCCUGCUCCCUAACCUCCAACCAAACACACAUCAUGGGCACCAUGUCACUCAAAACCUGUGGCACAAAGAUGGAGGAUGCAGGUGACUUCAUGGUGUUGAAAAACGAAAUAAACUCCUUCGACGCGGUCAACGCGACCAUCACGCGACGUAACCGGAUCCACAUCGGCUUCUCCUGCCGGUAUCCCAAGACCGUCAGCAUUUCCAACUAUUACCAGAUCCACAGCUCCAACUACAUGUUCACAGAGUCCAACUUUGGUAGCUUUGGCUACACCUUUGAGGUCUUCAAGGACAGUAAGUUCACCCAGAAGGUGGAUCCCAGUGCUUACCCAGUGAAGGUGAAGCUAAUGGACAGGCUGUACAUGGGCAUCCAGGCCCAGUCCGAUCUGCCCAAGGUACAGCUGUUGGUGGAGUCUUGCAAAGCCACUCCGGAUGACAGCGCCAGCAGCAGUCUCUUCUACGACCUCAUCAAAGACGGGUGUCUAAAGGACGAGACGGUCAAGGUUUAUCCCGGGAACCGAACCCAAUUCUACUUUGAGGUCCAGGCCUUCAAAUUCACUGGGAGCUACGACCAGGUGUUCCUCACCUGUACCGUCAUCCUGUGUGAGGUAGGAAACCCCAACUCUAGGUGUGACCAGGGCUGCCUGAACAAAGCCUCGCGGAGGCGCAGGCGAGAUCUCCCCAACGGAGAGACAGACAGGCACUACAUUACCCAGGGUCCUUUCCGUGUGGUCAGAGAGACCCAGCCCAGUGCAGACCAGAAGACAGGUGCAGGUGAAAAGACCGGUGCAGAUGUGGAAGCUACAUAUUUUCUCAGAUCGGACAUGGGAACCAUAGUCUUCGCCGGGCUGUUCAUCAUGACCGUGAUUCUGCUGACAGUGGUCGUGGUCUAUUUUUUGAAGAAGAGCAGAGCUGAAGAACACGAGGCUCUCAUUGCAUAUGAUUAGAGAAAUGUAACUGGGUUUGUGCCUGACCAGGGUCACUUCUGGUUUACCAAAAGUAAAGCACACCUUUCUUUUAGUUGUACUUUCAACAACAAAUGAACACUAGUUUACAUACUGAAUACGGUAACAUUAACUACACAUAUUAACACUAGUUUACAUACUGAAUACGGUAACAUCAACUACACAAAUUAACACUAGUUUACAUACUGAAUACGUUAACAUUACUACACAAAUUAACACUAGUUUACAUACUGAAUACGGUAACAUUAACUACACAUAUUAACACUAGUUUACAUACUGAAUACGGUAACAUUAACUACACAAAUUAACACUAGUUUACAUACUGAAUACGGUAACAUUAACUACACAAAUUAACACUAGUUUACAUACUGAAUACAUUAACAUUAACUACACAAAUUAACACUAGUUUACAUACUGAAUACAAUAACAUUAACUACACAAAUGUAGUUGGUUCAUUCUUAUUCACUUUUCUGUGAUACAGACAUUUGGAUCAACUGUUUGAUACUCCUGACUCAAGAAAGUGGAAGAAAUUGGUUGUUGUUGAGAAUCCUGUUAUGCAAAUAAGUCUGUAUUGAUUAAAUACAUUUUAGGCAAAAAUACUAUUUUAUACUGUUCUCUGCCUCACCACUCAUUCAAACAUGAUUUAUUGCUUUAAAGGGGCAGUAAUUUUAUGACUAAUAAAUGUAUGAUAUUUAUUGAUUCUUGAAUAUUUAUAAAUUCCUCAUGAAUUUAGUUCAAGUGUUGUACCCCCAUCAGAACCCAAUAUAUAUAUGCUUGUUUUACUUCAAUGUUUGUUAAGCGUCAAUCUGUAUUUUUGUCCAAAUUGAGUUAUUGACAUUUAGCCUCGUUCUGUUCAAUGUUCUCAACCUAUAUAUAUAUAUUACUCUAAAUACCCCAAUUCAUGUUAAGUUCAAAAGAAUACAAGAUUAAAAUAGCUGACACCAUUCAAAUCAACGAGGAAAAUGUAAAGCCAAUUAUCUCAGCAUCAUCUUUAUGCAGACAGAACCUUUUGGUCCCAAACUCUAAAUGUGUUUGUUUAUGUCAUGACCUCUACUACCUACCACUCUCUCUAUUGGUUUGUUUAUGUCAUGACCUCCUACUACCUACCACUCUCUCUAUUGGUUUGUUUAUGUCAUGACCUCUACUACCUGCCACUCUCUCCAUUGGUUUGUUUAUGUCAUGACCUCUACUACCUGCCACUCUCUCUAUUGGUUUGUUUAUGUCAUGACCUCUACUACCUGCCACUCUCUCUAUUGGUUUGUUUAUGUCAUGGCCUCCUACUACCUGCCACUCUCUCUAUUGGUUUGUUUAUGUCAUGACCUCUACUACCUGCCACUCUCUCUAUUGGUUUGUUUAUGUCAUGACCUCUACUACCUGCCACUCUCUCUAUUGGUUUGUUUAUGUCAUGACCUCUACUACCUGCCACUCUCUCUAUUGGUUUGUUUAUGUCAUGACCUCUACUACCUGCCACUCUCUCUAUUGGUUUGUUUAUGUCAUGACCUCUACUACCUGCCACUCUCUCCAUUGGUUUGUUUAUGUCAUGACCUCCUACUACCUGCCACUCUCUCUAUUGGUUUGUUUAUGUCAUGACCUCCUACUACCUGCCACUCUCUCUAUUGGUUUGUUUAUGUCAUGACCUCUACUACCUGCCACUCUCUCUAUUGGUUUGUUUAUGUCAUGACCUCCUACUACCUGCCACUCUCUCUAUUGGUUUGUUUAUGUCAUGACCUCUACUACCUGCCACUCUCUCUAUUGGUUUGUUUAUGUCAUGACCUCUACUACCUGCCACUCUCUCUAUUGGUUUGUUUAUGUCAUGACCUCUACUACCUGCCACUCUCUCCAUUGGUUUGUUUAUGUCAUGACCUCUACUACCUGCCACUCUCUCUAUUGGUUUGUUUAUGUCAUGACCUCUACUACCUGCCACUCUCUCUAUUGGUUUGUUUAUGUCAUGACCUCUACUACCUGCCACUCUCUCUAUUGGUUUGUUUAUGUCAUGACCUCUACUACCUGCCACUCUCUCUAUUGGUUUGUUUAUGUCAUGACCUCUACUACCUGCCACUCUCUCUAUUGGUUUGUUUAUGUCAUGACCUCUACUACCUGCCACUCUCUCUAUUGGUUUGUUUAUGUCAUGACCUCUACUACCUGCCACUCUCUCUAUUGGUUUGUUUAUGUCAUGACCUCUACUACCUGCCACUCUCUCUAUUGGUUUGUUUAUGUCAUGACCUCUACUACCUGCCACUCUCUCUAUUGGUUUGUUUAUGUCAUGACCUCUACUACCUGCCACUCUCUCUAUUGGUUUGUUUAUGUCAUGACCUCUACUACCUGUCACUCUCUCUAUUGGUUUGUUUAUGUCAUGACCUCUACUACCUGCCACUCUCUCUAAUGGUUUGUUUAUGUCAUGACCUCUACUACCUGCCACUCUCUCUAUUGGUUUGUUUAUGUCAUGACCUCCUACUACCUGCCACUCUCUCUAUUGGUUUGUUUAUGUCAUGACCUCUACUACCUGCCACUCUCUCUAUUGGUUUGUUUAUGUCAUGACCUCUACUACCUGCCACUCUCUCCAUUGGUUUGUUUCUGAGUCUGCUAAAGUGGUGUGAAGUAAAAAAUACUGUAAAGUA
Molecule: messenger RNA, 4883 nt
Organism: Oncorhynchus mykiss (rainbow trout)
Lineage: Eukaryota; Metazoa; Chordata; Actinopteri; Salmoniformes; Salmonidae
Source: RefSeq, a predicted model, not a curated record